AUGCGGGCGAAGUUGUUCCAAUUCCACGAUAACUACCGUCCACCGUACUAUGGAACCUGGCGAACACGUAGCAAAACGAUCACUGGACGUCGUCCGUUCACUACGAAGGAGGAAAACAUUGACUAUGAAGUGGACUCAGACGCGGAAUGGGAAGAAGAACCUUCAGAUGCUGAAGAGUGCAAGUCUGAUGAAGAGGACGACGCUGGUGGCGACUCAGACGUGGACUCAGAUCAUGAGGCGUUCUUCGUCGAACCCGGCUACCUAUCUGAUGGUGAAGGCGACGAGGCUGACGACGAUUGCGACGAGGGUCAGACAGCAGAGCUGGACGAGGCAUUGCACCAUCAUGACGCCAAGGACGAAGAGGAGCGCCGCGCGCGGCUCGCGGCGCGUGCGCGCGAAUGGAAGACUCGGGUGCUCGGCCGAAAGCAGCCGACCGUGCUGGUGCCGCGGUGCGUGGGCCCGAUCUACUGUGCCGCGCCGCAACCGCUUGCCGCACUACGCGUUGUGCUUUUCUGA
Messenger RNA from Cooperia oncophora, 516 nucleotides. Lineage: Eukaryota; Metazoa; Nematoda; Chromadorea; Rhabditida; Trichostrongylidae. The record is from the annotation of a GenBank genome assembly.